This is a messenger RNA of Ambispora leptoticha, 1488 nucleotides long. The record is from the annotation of a GenBank genome assembly. NCBI's taxonomy places the organism in Eukaryota, Fungi, Glomeromycota, Glomeromycetes, Archaeosporales, Ambisporaceae.
ACCACAGCAGUCAUUCAUUUUACUUCCCUAACUAAAUAUAAACUCGUCAAAGAUACUGUGCAAUUGAUUUUGUCUCCCGCAAAUGGAUCGUUUCCAUUAUUACAAGUCCUUGUGAUUCCUAAACCGGCAGGCCCAAGAAGAUUUCUGACAGCAUUGCAUACGGCUAGCAAUAAGAUUGUCGUAGAUCCUUUGUACAUGCCCAUCGCUACUUCACCCAUGAGUCCAGGUCAAAAGUAUAGCAAUGGACAUAAGAACGGAUAUGAUAAUGAUUCAGAAAGCAAUCCAUUAGAUCGCGAAUUUGGUGAUUCGCGAAAUCCCUAUUUUAAUUCUGAAUCUACAUGUACUGGUAACAAUAGAUCAAGCCCUUCAAUGCAAAAUGGAAAUAAUUCUCGUUCUAAUAGUGUUGCCGGAACUCCAUUAAGUCCUCGAAGUGGACCUGGCGGAGGUUUAUUGAUAAUACCAAAAACGAUGUUAUUUCCAAAUAAUCGAAAUAAAUCAUCCGAAUCUGGAACUGCGAAUAACAAUGGGGAAUCAAAUAUCCAAAAUCAGGCGUCACCUAUGUCAUCAUCUCACCGAGUUGAAUCGGUCUAUGAGGAAAAUAUCAUAUCCACAGCUAUACCACCUAUCAAUUCGCCUCCUCAGCAGUCACCGGGUAAUACCCGGAGAAUUACUAAUGGUUCUACGGCUAAAUCACCAUCAAAAACCAAUAAAGCGAUCAAAUUAUCUGUAAAUUCUGAAGACAUUAUUCCUCCGAUUAAUGUAUUAAUAGUGGAAGAUAACCCUAUCAAUCAAGCUAUAUUGUCAGGAUUUAUGCGAAAAAAGAAAAUCAAGUAUGAAUGUGUUAGUAACGGUCAGGAAGCAGUCGAUAAAUGGAAAAAUGGACACUUCCACCUUGUUUUGAUGGACAUCCAACUUCCUGUAAUGGACGGAAUCGAAGCAACGAAAGAGAUACGACGUCUCGAAAAGAUCCAAAAAAUAGGAGUAUUACCUUCGACACCACCUGCUGCAUCAUCACUUUCAUCCUCGGCUACAUCAUCUGUAGCAUCCACUCCUUUAGCCACUCCUAUCGAUAAUCCACUCGCACAAAAUACACCGUCACCAGUGAUUCGUUCACCUGUAAUUAUUGUCGCAUUAACUGCUUCAUCGCUUCAAUCUGAUAGAAAGAAUGCUUUAACAGCUGGCUGUAACGAUUUUUUGACUAAACCCGUGAGUCUAGUAUGGCUUGAAAAGAAGAUUAAAGAAUGGGGAUGCAUGCAAAUAUUGAUUGAUUUCGAUGGUUGGAGAAGAUGGAAGAAAACGGAAGACGAGAUAAAACAAAAAGAAGUGGGACAAAUGACGACUACGAAAAACAUCAAUUCACCUUCGACUAAACAAAGUUCUGCACUGACAACACCAUCAUCAGCAGCAAUCUCGAAUAAUAAAAAUAAUAAUAUCAAAAUCGCCACAUCAAAUUGGAUUAAUGUUAACAAUAGUAAUGAUAAAAUAUGA